Messenger RNA from Haemonchus placei, 1074 nucleotides. Lineage: Eukaryota; Metazoa; Nematoda; Chromadorea; Rhabditida; Trichostrongylidae. The record is from the annotation of a GenBank genome assembly.
AUGUCACCAUUUGCCAAAAAGACUACAUGGAAGUUUUGCUUCGAGCUCCACAAGUGCAUACCUAAUUCGGAAAUUUUCUCUCGUAAAGGAGUGCCGCUGAAAAAAGUUGUAAAACAAGCUAUAUCGAAAUCUUAUACUGAUUUGCUUGUUAUUCAUGAAGAUCAAAAGAAACCUAAUGGAAUAAUCUUUUGUCAUUUGCCCGAAGGUCCGACAGCUUAUUUCAAAAUCAAUAGUUUAAAAUUUUCGAAGGACAUUGUGCACUGCGGCGAAUCUACUAGCCAUAAUCCUGAAGUCGUCCUUAACAACUUUAACACUCGUCUGGGCCACAGCAUUGCUCGAAUGUUUGCCUGUCUUUUUCCUCACGAUCCAAAGUUCACAGGACGGCGAGUGAUCGAGCACGACGAAGCCAAUGACGAAUUCGCACGGUACUUCAAUCGCGAAACUACUCCAAAAGUUCUAAUAACGAUGUCACCAUUUGCCAAGAAGACCACAUGGAAGUUUUGCUUCGAGCUCCACAAGUGCAUACCUAAUUCGGAAAUUUUCUCUCGUAAAGGAGUGCCGCUGAAGAAAGUAGUAAAACAAGCUGUAUCGAAAUCUUAUACUGAUCUGCUUGUUAUUCAUGAAGAUCAAAAGAAACCUAAUGGAAUAAUCUUUUGUCAUUUACCCGAAGGUCCGACAGCUUACUUCAAAAUCAAUAGUUUGAAAUUCUCGAAAGACAUUGUGCACUGCGGCGAAUCUACUAGUCAUAAUCCUGAAGUCGUCCUUAACAACUUUAACACUCGUCUGGGUCACAGCAUUGCUCGAAUGUUUGCCUGUCUUUUUCCUCACGAUCCAAAGUUCACAGGACGGCGAGUGGUGACUUUCCACAACCAAAGGGACUAUAUUUUCUUCCGGCAUCACCGAUACGAGUUCAAGAAAGAAGGACAGAAAGCGGCUUUGCAUGAACUGGGACCCCGAUUCACACUGAGGCUCAAGUGGCUUCAAAAAGGAACUUUCGAUACUAGAUGGGGCGAGUUUGAGUGGGUUCUGAAGCGCCACGAAAUGGAGACGUCCAGGCGGCGAUUCUUUUUAUAA